Messenger RNA from Chrysochloris asiatica (Cape golden mole), 1410 nucleotides. RefSeq names its product STEAP family member 4 (gene STEAP4). NCBI's taxonomy places the organism in Eukaryota, Metazoa, Chordata, Mammalia, Afrosoricida, Chrysochloridae. Gene Ontology annotation, molecular function: cupric reductase (NADH) activity; ferric-chelate reductase (NADPH) activity. The transcript is spliced from 4 exons. The record is from RefSeq and is a predicted model, not a curated record. Gene Ontology annotation, cellular component: endosome; plasma membrane. Bases 1 to 1410 code for a protein of 469 amino acids. Gene Ontology annotation, biological process: copper ion import.
AUGAAGAACACUUGUACAGAUGAGCUUCCUCUUACCAUGAAUUCUUCAGAAAGGCAAGAAACUGUAUGUAUAUUUGGAACUGGAGAUUUUGGAAGAUCAUUGGGAUUUAAAAUGCUCCAAUGUGGCUAUUCAGUUGUUUUCGGAAGCCGAAAUCCCCGGAUGUCCAAUAUGCUGCCCAGCGGUGCUGAGGUCUUGAGUUAUUCAGAAGCAGCCCAGAAAUCUGACAUCAUAAUUGUAACAAUCCAUAGGGAACAUUAUGAUUUUCUCACAGAACUAACUUUAGUUCUAAAUGGGAAAAUAUUGGUCGACGUCAGCAACAACCUCAAAAUUAAUCAGUAUCCAGAAUCUAAUGCCGAGUACCUUGCUCAGUUGGUGCCUGGAACAUAUGUCGUGAAAGCAUUUAACACCAUCUCAGCCUGGGCUCUCCAGUCAGGGGCACUGGAUGCAAGUCGACAGGUAUUUGUCUGUGGAAAUGACAGCAAAGCUAAGCAAAGAGUGAUGGAUAUUGUUCGUACUCUUGGACUUACUCCACUGGAUCAAGGAUCUCUCACAGCAGCCAGUGAAAUUGAAAACUACCCGCUACAACUAUUUCCAAUGUGGAGGUUCCCUUUCUAUUUGUCUGCGGUGCUAUGUAUCUUCUUCUUUUUCUACUGUGUUAUAAGAGAAGUAAUUUUCCCUUAUAUUUGUGAAAAGAAAGAUGCAACCUUCCGGAUGGCCAUCUCGAUUCCAAACCGUAUCUUUCCAAUAGCAGCACUUAUACUGCUUGCCUUGGUUUACCUCCCCGGUGUUAUUGCUGCCAUUCUGCAGUUGUAUCGAGGAACAAAAUACCGCCGAUUCCCAGACUGGCUGGAUCAUUGGAUGCUUUGCAGAAAGCAGCUUGGCUUAGUAGCACUAGGCUUUGCCUUCCUUCACGUCCUCUACACACUUGUAAUUCCCAUCCGCUAUUUCGUACGAUGGAAGCUGAAAAACAUAACCAUUACCGAGAUGAUAAACAAUAAAGGCAGUCCAUUCAUUACCUCUUCAGCUUGGCUUAGUGACUCCUAUGUGGCUUUGGGAAUCCUUGGAUUUUUCCUAUUUGUACUCUUGGGAAUCACAUCAUUACCAUCAGUUAGCAACAUGGUCAACUGGAGAGAAUUCCGAUUUGUACAGUCCAAACUCGGUUAUUUGACCCUGAUCUUGUGCACAGCCCACACACUGGUGUAUGGGGGAAAGAAAUUCCUCAGCCCUUCAGUUCUCAGAUGGGGGCUCCCUUCAGCCUACGUGUUGGCACUCAUCAUUCCUUGCACUGUGUUGGUGAUCAAGUUUAUCCUCAUCAUGCCAUGUAUAGACAAGACCCUUACUCGCAUCCGACAGGGAUGGGAAAGAAACUCAAAGAUGUCAUCAGUGCUGAAUGGAAAAACAGAUAUUUAA